AUGAAUUCUACGAGCUUUUUUGACCAGCUUCAGGAUAUACAAUAUGCUUAUAAUUUCACAAGUUUUUUGAUGUUGUUGCCAAUUCCUUGUUUUUUGAUAGUCAAUGUUUUAAUCACACCAUUUUACAUGUUUGUCUAUAAGCAGAACAUCAAACGUGAUGAGAAGAUGCCUAUAUUUCCACUUAUGAACCACUUCUACAAAAUGACUCGGACAACUACUGUGAUAAUAUUGUUUAUCAUACUUGGCCUGUUUAUGUGCUUUUUCACACAGUCAAAGAAUCGCAUUUUUGCAUUAGCGUCACUUUUCCCGGUUUUACUAUUAAUGGAAUCACUUGUUAUUCUGACUCAAGUUUAUCAUUGGUUGAUAUUCCUUCUCGCUGCCGAGCGAGCCAUCAUCUAUUUUUUUCCAUCGUCGGAAAAACGAGUUUUGUCGAUUCUCAAGUCAAUUCACGCAAAUAUCCAUUACAUUUAUAUUUAUCACCUACUCAUAAUUUUAAUGCUUAAAAUUGGAUUUCGUCGUGGGAGGAUGUUCAAAAACGCUUAUUGGUACAACCCUGAGCUCCUUUUUUGGAGUUGGCAUAUGUUGGGCUACAUCUUACUAAUCAUUUCCGCACUCCUCUAUCUUCCCAUUAUGAUAAGUGUUCGGAAACUUUCACAUCUGGCUUCGGCGCAAGAGAAUAAGCCGCAAAAGUACAUCUUCUGGCAGACGAUGAUUGUUGUUAUUUUUCAAUUGAUCUCACUGGUUCAAUCCCUUACUUUGGUACUAAUAAAUAAGGAAACAGAAGAGAUCGAUAUGGUUUUACUGACUUUCACGAUGAUGAUAAUGGAUACAGCAUAUGCCCCUUUGAUCAUUCAGACUUGCUAUUUGGGAUGUAACAAACGGAAUGUCAAAAUGCUAGUCACGUCAAGAAACUUGAAAAAGCUGGUGAUAGUCGUUUGUGAUUCAAACGAUUCAGCCGUUCAUGCAACUGUAUGUAACAGUUAUUUUCAUUAUGUUAUAUGUAUUUCAGACUGGCCGUCUGGAAAGCAUUUAAAGUCCCGUAAACCGGACCUAAAACGGGAGUUCUACUGA
Caenorhabditis elegans is the source of this 1071-nucleotide messenger RNA. It is a transcript of the gene srz-56, whose product is annotated as Serpentine Receptor, class Z. The transcript is spliced from 5 exons. Lineage: Eukaryota; Metazoa; Nematoda; Chromadorea; Rhabditida; Rhabditidae. The record is from RefSeq and is marked reviewed. Bases 1 to 1071 code for a protein of 356 amino acids.